CUUCCCCUGCCAACUCCCCCCAACUCUGAGCUCCUCCUUUGCUGCAAAGACACAUUUCCUGAUGUCAUUACUAAAUCAAAAUGCUGCUCGGCAAACAGAUGUUGUGAGAGGCCCAACAUGUGGAUUCGGUGACAUAAAUUAACAAGUUGGUCGUGAGAAAACAUGGCCCAUACAUUUCAUUCUUCGCUCAAUCAAUGAAACCACCUCUCUCACUCUGCGCUUUAAAGUGGUUAGUGGUGACAGUGAGAAACUACCUUACAGAUGUAGCACACUUAUGAGCUCCUCAUGACACGAAAGACAAAAGUUUCCCACACUUGUGGUGGAAAUAUCGGCAUUUGUUCUUUACAAGCACAUGUGUGUCGAGAUAGUCGCCCUUUUAAACAGCUGGUCAGCUCUGACUAAUAACUUCUUCCAGGUUUGCUCAAAUUAACCUAGAUAUGAAAUCAUGCCUGUCUGCGCAGCACACCCUGCAGAGUCACGAUUACAUCUACCCCAAGACGCUAAGCCCUAAAUGUUUACUUAUGUUUCCUAUUUGGCAGAGGCAGCCCAAAAGGCAAAUAAAUCACAUGCUGUGAGCUGGCCAGGCCUUCGACUGUGAGAAACUGAGACUAAAAAGCAGAACAAGAGUUAAAGAGUAAAGGGUUUUCAGAUGUGAGUCCAGCCCAGCUUGGGUGUGCUCCCUUUUAUUUGGGAGAAUGGAGAGGACAAUCUUUGUUGCCUCCACCCCUUUAAAAAGGGAAGAAAAUCUAAAAGAAACGUGUGUUGGAGAGGGGAAGAGCUGCUGCCAAGGCGCUGGGCCGUCAGACAGAUCUUCGAAGAACAUCUGCUAACCGCGGGUAACACUGUUUGGACAUCUGGUAACCGAAGGUUACACCGCGUCUCUUCCAUCCUGUCGGGUUUCCUGUUAUGCCUCGCUGUACACAGUCUAAGAAGUUUAGGUUUAUUAUACAUGGUCAUCAGUUGGGGAAAACGCACCUUUAUUCAUUUUUUCUGACAUGAAGGGAGCGCUUGGUUUCAUUGGGGUAUUCCUCUCCUUUCUCUCCGAUGUCACUUAUGGAGACCCUACCAUACCAUUUGCUUGUGGGAAUAAUUCUCACAAUUGUCAGAAAUUUUGCACUAUCUGUGAUGACUUUUUUGGUGAACCAACAAUGGACUGCCUUUCCAAACUGCUUGACCAUCUAUGUCUCUACAAUUAUGAGGUUAAAAUGGCAUCAAUAAACAGCUCUGACUGGUGUGUUUGGGGCAACGUGAGCGGUCUUUAUAGCAACCUAAGCCUUUGCACAGAGGAGAUAUCUGACUGCCUCCUGAUCCCAUGGCCCAACCCUCUCGUGGAACAGACCUUUGUGAACAUUCACUCCAGGUUUUUCAAGGAUUGUCCCACAGAGGAGCUAAGCGACCCACCGCCAGUCAUUGUCUUCGCCCUGGUGAUAACUCCCAUCUGCCUGAUCCCCGUCAUGGUCAGCCUAGUGGUGCUCAAGACCAAGAAUGGGGACGGCAGCUCUUGAAAAUCCUGAAUCUGUGCUCACAGUCAUCAAGAGCAUCAUAUUUUUAACCUACGCUCCCCCAACCUGAGGACUAUAACUUGUUCAUACAUACGCCGCUGCUGCCCUUUCCUCUCACCAGUGACUUUGCACAGGACUUCUUCACCUGUGCUUCACAACUCAUCAUCAUGAGAUAUCAGCCACAGAGGAGACCUAUGGAGAAAAUGACACUGACUGACAGUGAAUGUCAUAAUCUGUGGCAUCACAAGUAUUGCGGCUGCUUAGUGACAACCUCACUGUGACAAAAUCUAUGUUAUUAUAAAUCCCUGUGAUGUGCUGUGACAAAAGUUUUAUUUUCAGUCAGAUAUAAAUACAUUGGUCAUGUCCAGUUUGCGUCCAUUAUUAAGGAAACAGCUUGAUUUUUUUUACUGGAGAGCCCAGUAUUAAGGGUUACGAUAACAAAAGCUCUGGAGCUUGCAAAAGUAAAGGCUAAAUAUAUUUGUGCUGACACUCAUCGUGUUGAUCAGCAGUUUUGUUAAUAAAAGACAAAGUAAUUUUUAUUGCUGAAUUCUUCUUAUGCAAUGUUUUUUGCUGCCGUUCACACUUAAUUCUGCUUUGAGCCACUAAUUAGACAAUACACAGAAUGUAUGCAGAGGACACGCGUGACCUAAACUGCUUUGGAUACAGUCUGAACUUGAUACAGGUAUGAGUCCACGUAUGAUCUAUGAAAAGGGUCCUCUUAACGUGUAAAGGGAGGACAGGAAAAUGAGUAUAGUCUGAUGUAUGGAUCUGGUUAUGUGAGUCAUCGUGUGUGUAAGGUUUGAGGUCAGAGGUUACAGAUGGGACAAUGAGUGGGUACGCCCAGAAAACGGAGAUCUCUUUCCUGGUAUUGUCUAUUUUUGAGCAGCAAAUCCUUCAGCACUCUCCCCCCGUCCAACAAUGACAAUCCUCAUGAUCAUAUGAUGAGCUAACUGAAUCUUAUCUCCACCCAGUUUAGACAAAAAGACAUAUGAAGUGUCUGUGCAGUAUAGCGAUAAACACUGAGGAACGACAGGAAGAGUAAAGUUAUCUUUCGCCUGAAUCAUGAUAAUGUUGUUAUGUCUUGUUCAGCCUUGACGAUAAAGCCGCUGCAAGUGCUUUAAGAUUUGGAUCAAAAUGUGUAUUUAUAUACUGUGUAAUAUUUCUGCCAUUGUCAGGACGUAAUGGACUUACUGUACAGCCUGAGAGAACACGUUCUGCCUGCUCUCGCACCAUGUACUGUAUGUAUUUUGAUAUACUUUUUUAUAUUUUAUACAAUUAAAUCUACAAUUGUA
Molecule: messenger RNA, 2794 nt
Organism: Chelmon rostratus (copperband butterflyfish)
Lineage: Eukaryota; Metazoa; Chordata; Actinopteri; Chaetodontiformes; Chaetodontidae
Gene: ramp2
Product: receptor (G protein-coupled) activity modifying protein 2
Exons: 4
Coding region: 996-1505 (169 amino acids)
Biological process (GO): cellular response to hormone stimulus; calcium ion transport; angiogenesis
Cellular component (GO): signaling receptor complex; membrane; cell surface
Molecular function (GO): coreceptor activity
Source: RefSeq, a predicted model, not a curated record